This is a messenger RNA of Nicotiana attenuata, 2048 nucleotides long. RefSeq names its product putative pentatricopeptide repeat-containing protein At4g17915. NCBI's taxonomy places the organism in Eukaryota, Viridiplantae, Streptophyta, Magnoliopsida, Solanales, Solanaceae. The record is from RefSeq and is a predicted model, not a curated record. The transcript is spliced from 3 exons. Gene Ontology annotation, molecular function: protein binding. The coding region runs from base 321 to 1703 and encodes 460 amino acids.
CAUUCCCAAAUCAGGAAAUACUAACUUUGGACCAAACUUGUUCGCAUUUUGAUACUUUAAGGAUGUAAAUGACCUUUAGGUAUACUUUAGGAUGCUUUCUGCUAAAACUUGUCGAAAGUCUUUUGAAAUUUCAAGGUGGUGUUGCUACCGGCAGCAAUUGUUGUUCAGAAACUGGCAAAGAGAGCUGUUUGAAAUUUCUGCUCAUUUCUUGCUUGAUAGCCGUCUGGUUAAGGCUAUAGAUUAUUUUUGACCCAUUUUUUCUGCUCCAUUGAAACAGAGUUCAUUGUAUUUAAGAUAUCAGGUUUAAACUGUUGGAUUAGAUGUGGAGCAUCAAAGAUAAAUUAUCGACAAGGUUAAUGAAUGUUUGCGUGGCAUCUCUUUGUAAAGCCAAACAAUUGGAGAAAGCUGAAGCUGUUAUAGUUGAUGGCAUAAUAAUUGGAGUACAACCAGAUGUUGUCACUUACAACACAUUGAUUGCUGCAUAUUGCCGCUUUGUUGGCAUAGAUGCUGGUUAUUCCGUCCUUAAUAGGAUGAAGGAGGCUGGAAUUAACCCUAAUGUUAUUACAUAUAACUCUUUGAUUGCUGGAGCUACAAGAUAUUGCCUGUUAUCUCGAUGUCUCGAUCUGUUUGAUGAAAUGCUUGAGAUGAGUAUUCUUCCUGAUAUUUGGAGUUACAACACAUUAAUGCAUUGCUUCUUUAAAUUGGGAAAGCCAGAUGAAGCGUACAGGGUUUUUCAAGAUGUUCUUUUAAAAGAUAUUUCUGUUCAUCCAGCAACAUUCAAUAUUCUAAUUAACGGUCUUUGUAUGAACGGAUAUACGGAGAAUGCCCUAAUGUUAUUUAGGAGCUUAAAGCGUCAUGGAUUUAUCCCUCAGUUAGUAACUUACAACAUUCUUAUUCAUGGGUUGUGCAAGUCAAGACGAGGAAAAGCUGCAAGAGAGUUCCUCACCGAAUUGGUCGAAUCGGGUCAUAUCCCGAAUGCAAUCACUUAUACGACAAUAAUGAAAUGUUGCUUCAGAUGUAAACAAUUUGAAGAAGGCCUUAAAAUUUUUGCGGAGAUGAGAAGGAAAGGAUAUACGUAUGAUGCCUUUGCUUACUGUACAGUCGCAAGUAUGUUACUUAAAACUGGGAGGAUAACUGAGGCCAGCGAGUACCUGGGCUAUAUUAUUACCAGUGGCUUUAGCCUUGAUACUGUGUCUUUUAAUACCAUUGUUAAUCUAUAUUGUAAGGAAGGUCAGCUGGAUAAUGCUUAUAAGUUGUUAUACGAGGCAGAAAAAGAAGGUUUGGAAUCUGACAAGUACACCCAUGCUAUCUUGAUUGAUGGCUUGUGCAGGACUGGCAAUUUCAAAGAGGCCCUGCAACAUUUGAACAGUAUGAGUAUGAUCGGUUUUGAUUCUAACUUGGUCGCAUGGAAUUCUUUUAUCAACGGGUUGUGUAAAGCUGGUCACUUUGAUCAUGCUUUGCGGAUGUUUGAGUCAAUGGAUGUGAAAGAUUCUGUUACUUACUCUACCAUAGUGCACGGUCUUUGCAAAGCUGGGAGGUUUCGUGCUGCAUCUAAGUUACUACUAUCGUGUAUUAGAGGUGGCAUGAGAAUUCUUAAAUCAGACAAACGAUUUGUUGUUGACGGUCUUCGUAGUUCUGGACUUUCACAGGAAGCAAGGAAAGUCCAGUCUAAAAUUCGAUUGGCUAAGAUACUGCAUUAUUAAUAAGAAAUGGUGAUCAACUCUGUCACUGAAGUUUUAACCUUAUUUGAUUGGCUAAGGUUCUGCAUUAUAAUGAUUUGUGGAAACUGAAAAAUCUUAGAAAUUAAAGUGGCUUUAAAGUUUAAACAUCUGCAUCUGUGCUGGCAAGAGCCAAGAAUUCAUCUUCCAAAUUGGAAUUUCCCAUAUCUCCCGCCAAAGCUUGUGAAUUUGUGAUCCGAAAUUGUCAGUAUGGGAAGCUGAACUGAACAACACCUCUAUUCUAUUCCCUCAAAUUUUUCUACGUCGGCUUCAGUACCACAGAUAGAGACGCUCUAUGUGAAGCUCUACAGAAAAUAUACGAAGAUCAAG